CGGCACCAUGAUGGAGGAGAUCGACCGCUUCCAGGUGCCCGCCGUGCGAGCCGAGAUGCAGCCGCUGGAUCCAACGGCAGCCUCCAUCUCUGACAGGGACUGUGAUACGAGAGAGGGAGAGACUGUAGCUAUGAAUUACAAACCGUCCCCUCUACAAGUCAAGCUAGAGAAACAGAGAGAGUUGGCUCGUAAGGGAUCUCUGAAAAACGGGAACAUGGGGAGUCCAGUAAACCAACAGCCCAAGAAGAACAACGUGAUGGCACGAACAAGACUGGUUGUUCCCAAUAAAGGCUAUUCCUCCUUAGACCAGAGUCCUGAUGAGAAGCCGUUGGUAGCGCUGGACACUGACAGUGAUGAUGACUUCGAUAUGUCCAGAUAUUCCUCCUCGGGAUAUUCCUCAGCGGAGCAGAUCAACCAGGACUUGAAUAUUCAACUGCUAAAGGACGGGUAUCGAUUAGACGAGAUCCCAGACGACGAGGACCUCGACCUGAUUCCCCCGAAGUCGGUCAACCCCACUUGCAUGUGCUGUCAAGCCACCUCCUCCACUGCCUGCCACAUUCAGUAAACGAGGAAAGCCAGGGAAGGGGGCGGUCGGCGCUUUCCGCUAUAACUGUAAAACUUAACAGCCAUUGCUUCCUCCUAUGGUAGGACGUGCGCCUCUUUGUGUUAAUGGAGCCAGGAGAAACCAAAAACAUACAAAACGAAAGAUUC
Molecule: messenger RNA, 711 nt
Organism: Euleptes europaea (tarantolino)
Lineage: Eukaryota; Metazoa; Chordata; Lepidosauria; Squamata; Sphaerodactylidae
Gene: FAM219A
Product: family with sequence similarity 219 member A
Exons: 6
Coding region: 8-565 (185 amino acids)
Source: RefSeq, a predicted model, not a curated record